CCGAGAGCCAUGGAGGCGCUGAGGGAGUCCGUGCUCCACUUGGCUUUGCAGAUGUCGACCUACAAGCGGGCCACGCUGGACGAGGAGGACCUGGUGGACUCGCUGUCCGAGGGUGAAGUGUACCCAAACGGCCUGCAGGUGAACUUCCGCAGCCCCCGGAGUGGCCAGAGGUGCUGGGCUGCGCGGACCCAGGUGGAGAAGCGGCUGGUGGUGCUGGUGGCGCUUCUGGCGGCAGGACUGGUGGCCUGCUUGGCAGCACUGGGCGUUCAAUACCGGACAAGAACCCCCGCGGUGUGCCUAAGUGAGGCCUGCGUCUCAGUGACCAGCUCCAUCUUGAGUUCCAUGGACCCCACGGUGGACCCCUGCCAGGACUUCUUCACCUACGCCUGUGGCGGCUGGAUCAAAGCCAACCCCGUGCCUGAUGGCCACUCACGCUGGGGGACCUUCAGCAACCUCUGGGAACACAACCAAGCCAUCAUCAAGCACCUCCUUGAAAACUCCACGGCCAGCGUGAGCGAGGCAGAAAGGAAGGCCCAAGUAUACUACCGUGCAUGUAUGAACGAAACCAGGAUCGAGGAGCUCAAGGCCAAGCCCCUGAUGGAGCUGAUUGAGAAGCUAGGGGGCUGGAACAUCACCGGGCCCUGGGACAAAGACAACUUCCAGGACACUCUGCAGGUGGUCACCUCUCACUACCGCACCUCGCCCUUCUUCUCUGUCUAUGUCAGUGCCGACUCCAAGAAUUCCAACAGCAACGUGAUCCAGGUGGACCAGUCCGGCCUGGGCUUACCCUCAAGGGACUAUUACCUGAACAAAACUGAAAAUGAGAAGGUGCUGACAGGAUACCUGAACUACAUGGUCCAGCUGGGCAAGCUGCUUGGUGGAGGGGACGAAGACACCAUCCGGCCCCAGAUGCAACAGAUCCUGGACUUUGAGACGGCGCUGGCCAACAUCACCAUCCCCCAAGAGAAGCGCCGAGAUGAGGAGCUCAUCUACCACAAAGUGACUGCUGCGGAACUGCAGGCCUUGGCGCCCGCCAUCAGCUGGCUGCCCUUUCUCAACACCAUCUUCUACCCUGUGGAGAUCAAUGAGUCCGAGCCCAUUGUUGUCUACGACAAGGAGUACCUGGGGCAGGUGUCCACCCUCAUCAACAACACGGACAAAUGCCUGCUAAACAACUACAUGAUCUGGAACCUGGUGCGGAAGACAAGUUCCUUCCUUGAUCAGCGCUUUCAGGAUGCCGACGAGAAGUUCAUGGAAGUCAUGUAUGGGACCAAGAAGACCUGUCUUCCUCGGUGGAAGUUCUGCGUGAGCGACACAGAGAACAACUUGGGCUUCGCCCUGGGCCCCAUGUUUGUCAAAGCGACCUUUGCAGAGGACAGCAAGAGCAUAGCCAGCGAGAUAAUACUAGAGAUUAAGAAGGCGUUUGAGGAAAGCCUGAGCACCCUGAAGUGGAUGGAUGAAGACACUCGGAGAUCAGCCAAGGAAAAGGCAGACGCAAUCUACAACAUGAUAGGCUACCCCAACUUUAUCAUGGACCCCAAGGAGCUCGACAAAGUGUUCAAUGACUACACCGCAGUCCCGGACCUCUACUUUGAGAACGCCAUGCGCUUUUUUAACUUCUCCUGGAGGGUCACUGCCGACCAGCUGAGGAAGGCUCCCAACAGAGACCAGUGGAGCAUGACCCCACCCAUGGUGAAUGCCUACUACUCGCCCACCAAGAAUGAGAUCGUGUUUCCUGCCGGGAUCCUGCAGGCACCGUUCUACACCCGCUCCUCGCCCAAGGCCUUAAACUUCGGUGGCAUUGGUGUUGUCGUGGGCCACGAGCUGACUCAUGCUUUUGAUGAUCAAGGACGGGAGUAUGACAAGGACGGGAACCUUCGGCCCUGGUGGAAGAACUCGUCCGUGGAGGCUUUCAAGCAGCAGACGGAGUGCAUGGUGGAGCAAUAUGGCAACUACAGUGUGAACGGGGAGCCCGUGAACGGCCGGCACACGCUGGGGGAGAACAUCGCCGACAACGGGGGGCUCAAGGCGGCCUAUCGGGCCUACCAGAACUGGGUGAAGAAGAAUGGGGCUGAGCAGACGUUGCCCACCCUGGGCCUCACCAAUAACCAGCUCUUCUUCCUGGGCUUUGCACAGGUCUGGUGCUCUGUCCGCACACCUGAGAGCUCCCACGAAGGCCUCAUCACUGAUCCUCACAGCCCCUCCCGCUUCCGGGUCGUUGGCUCCGUCUCUAACUCCAGGGAGUUCUCAGAACACUUCCACUGCCCACCUGGCUCCCCCAUGAACCCUCAUCACAAGUGUGAGGUCUGGUGAGGGUGGCAGCGCCGUGAGCCAAGACAGGAUGAGCCCCCACGUGGAGCCUGUCAGGCCACCUUUCCAUCCAGCGUCCGGGGUGUCGCCCCGCCCCCUGGCCGCCCAGGACCCCCCCCUACCCCGCACUGGAGGGUUUCCAGCCGGAACCGAGCCUCUGAUGUGGGUUCUCAACACAAUCCGAGAUUUGAUCCCCUGUGAAGACCGUGUCAUCCCAGGCACAUGUGCACCAGUUCUCGUGGGCAUUUGGGUGUUAGGCUGGUGGCUUACCGGGCCUGGGCCCCAUAUUGACAAGGGCAGUGGGACACGGACCCCUGCCCACAUCCAGUGCCAGAAACACCACAAAUACCACUGU
This is a messenger RNA of Odobenus rosmarus divergens (Pacific walrus), 2665 nucleotides long. It is a transcript of the gene ECE1, whose product is annotated as endothelin converting enzyme 1. Gene Ontology annotation, biological process: peptide hormone processing. Gene Ontology annotation, molecular function: metalloendopeptidase activity. The transcript has 18 exons. The coding region runs from base 10 to 2313 and encodes 767 amino acids. Lineage: Eukaryota; Metazoa; Chordata; Mammalia; Carnivora; Odobenidae. The record is from RefSeq and is a predicted model, not a curated record. Gene Ontology annotation, cellular component: plasma membrane.